AUGAUAGUAAAGAUAUUAGUGCUAAUAUAAAUUAUUUUAAUUAGUAGAAUUGCUUAAUGCGUACAAGUUAUAUAGAUGCAUACAUAGAUUACCAAAGAUUAUCAUUUAAAUUAAAGGAUAGAUUUAUCGAAAGAGUAUAAAAAAGGAGAAGAGAUAUAAUAUGAAAUAAAAAUAUCUUUAGUUGGAGAGUAUUCAGACUAUGAAUUAAUUAUUUAUGCUGAUGAUGAUAUAAUUGAGAGUAAGUUUACUAUGUAAACCCAAAUUUAAUUUCCUAUCAAUAAAGAUAUAUGUAAUUAGAAUCUUUAUUAGCGUAAUCGAAUAUGCAUUGAUUAAAUGUAUCAAUAUGGCUAUUAAUAUUACUUAUUAUAUCAACUCACAAUAAAAUGCUUAUCUGAUAUUUGUAGGACUAGAUAGUAUUUUAUUGUUCAAAAAAAAAGAUAGUAAAGCGAGGAAAAAUUACAACCAUAUAAAAUGAUACUGUAAAAGUUUUUAUUUAAAGAGCAACUAGAAAAAAGGUUUUAUCUAAUUAACCAAAAUGCAAAUUUAGAUAAAAUUAUAGUCCUUGUAGAUGAGGAUCAUCCUUGCUAUAACAAUGUAUAAUUUAAUUUUUAAUAUUAGCUGGUUGAAAUCAAGUGCUAGGAAGAAGUAGAAUUAGUCUUUGUAUCUUCCGAUCUGUAUGAUUUGCUAUUUUUAGGAUAAUAAAUGAAAAACUUUGAACUAUAACCUUAAAUCAAAUACAAUUUUAGAUAAUUUAAUCAUGAAAUUUUUUUUAUUCGUGGUUCUUGCAGCUUGAGAACAGAUUAAUAAGAAGUAGAAUUAGUAUCAGAUAUUGCUUAUCUGGUUUUAGGAAUAGAAAUAUUUAUAGGAGAAGUAUACAUUUACUGCAACUAAACUACUAUAUUCCUGGUAUCAGAUUACUAUAAUGAUUUGUUUUUUAGAACUAUUUAUAUUUAAGAACCAAAAAAAGGUGAAUAAUAUUAGAUAAAUUAUAUCUAAUAAGAAAAUUAUUAUAGUAGAGACUAUUAAUAUGAUGAUUGUUUUUAAUUUUAAUCCAAAAAUUUUUAUUUUUAUGUAUUGAGAAGUAAUUCAACAUAGUAAAUUGAUUCCAAAUCAAGUACACCAGAAGAAUUAGAGUAAGAAUACCAAAUUUAAAAAAUAUCUUAUGAAAUUAACUAGGAAAUAUGCUUUCAAAAUUCAAAUUAAUUUUACCAACAUUAUUUUGUAUUAAAUAAAAACAAAGGAGAUAUAUUUAUGCACAUAAAAAGAUUGCUUAAAUAAACUACUUAUUUAAUAAAAUCAAAAUUAAAAUACUUCACCCCUAUUAGAAUGAAUAUAGAAUCUUUGUAUUUUUUGAGAGUUAGUCCUUGCUCAGAAUGUGCAUUGACUAAAAUAUGUUUAUAAACAGAUAGUGAAAAAUUUAAAAUAUCGUUUAUAAGUAACACAAAAAGAAAAUUUUAUGAAUUAGAUAAAACUAAUUAGUGCUAAAUGAUAUUUAAAGAUGUGAUAUAUGAUCUUUAUAUAUAUCCUGAAUAUAGGAAAUUAUAUUCCAAUUCAAGGAUAGUAUAUCAAUGUUAUUGUGAAAGUAGCACAAACAUUUACAAUACAAUUUAAAUUAAUAAUAAUGAAGCAAUGGAAGUAAGUGUAAAUAAUUAUUUUAUAAGACUACUAUAUGAAAAAUAAUCAAUUAAUUCAUAUUAUAAUUCAAUCUUGAAAUUAUCACCAUAUUAAGGAUGCUUUAAAUAAAUUUUAGCAUAAGAUAACAAUAUGUUUAUUCCUGUUGAUUUCAUUUAAAGUUAAAGUGGAGAUGAUUGCUAAGUAUUUCUUUAAGAGAGAUAUUUCUAAGAAAAAUAAAAUUUUUAUUAAAUUUGUUUUUUAUCAGAAAUUAUAUUUGAUAAAAUUUAAAUAAUAAAUAAACCAUAAAUCAUCUUCAAAAAUAAUUUUGCUUAAAUUAGCUAAGUAAUUCAACCUUUUGUUUCUUUUAAAAAGUCUUAGUUUAAUUUUUAUUCAGAUAAAAUUUUGAUUAAAACUAGUUUAUCUAACUCGAUAAUUAAAAUUAAUGAUGAAAAUAUUUUAUAAUUACAUGCAAAUUAAAUUCUUUCUAUUGAUUUGAAGCAGCAAGAAACUAUUGAUAUUAUUUUUUAAUUGCAUGUUUAAGCUCCUGUUUCAGUAACAAUUUUCUUUGAAAACAUUUCUUACACAAAUGAUCCAAGUAACGACUUUGAUAGUUAGUUUUAUUACUUGCAAUUCUAUUACUUUUGGAAUAACUAAGAAAGAGGUUUUCAAUUUAAAGGUGAUUUUUAUUAUUAAUAUUUAUACUAACCAAUAAGUAAUGAAAAGAAAUCGAAUUUUGACUUAAGAUAACUUAAAUAUUCUAAUUAGUUAUAAAAACUUUCAUGUAAUGGUAUUAAGCCAAAAGGAUCUAUUGGGUUAUUAAUUAAACCUUUUGAAUAUUAAGUUUCUUAAUCUGAUGAGACAGAAGUUUAUUAAAUCAAGCUUCAAAAUGAUGAAUAAGAAAAAUCUCUUGAGAUUUACAAUGUUUGCUAAUAAAUACUAUUAAAUCUAAAAUUAUAAAAUUUAGAAUUAAAGUCAAAACUUUUUAUUAAAUAUCUUUAACCAAUAAAAAUAAUUGUAAUUUUAUCACUAAGAUUAGAAGAAAUCAUAAUUUUGGGAUAUGGUAAUAACUUUAAAGUUUAUGUUGGUACAUAGUUUAGAGAUGCAUUAUCCUAAGGAAAUUAAUAAUAUAAAUUAGGUUUUUAAAUUUUAAAUAUUACCCUAUUAAAAAUAUAAAAUUUAAAUGAGUAAUAAUUAAAGUAGUUAUUCUUCAACAAUAAUGCAUUAUUGGUUCGAAAUUUCUGA
Tetrahymena thermophila SB210 is the source of this 2856-nucleotide messenger RNA. RefSeq lists its product as hypothetical. The transcript is spliced from 6 exons. NCBI's taxonomy places the organism in Eukaryota, Ciliophora, Oligohymenophorea, Hymenostomatida, Tetrahymenidae. The record is from RefSeq and is a predicted model, not a curated record.